This is a messenger RNA of Anoplopoma fimbria (sablefish), 1997 nucleotides long. RefSeq lists its product as uncharacterized. Lineage: Eukaryota; Metazoa; Chordata; Actinopteri; Perciformes; Anoplopomatidae. The transcript is spliced from 10 exons. The record is from RefSeq and is a predicted model, not a curated record. Bases 306 to 1559 code for a protein of 417 amino acids.
CUCGCCCCGGUGUCUCUCUCCGAAACAGAAACGGAGGAAAACAAACCAAACGUGAACCGGGAACGUAUAAUAGCUAUGACUGGACUAACUGGUUUCUAAAACUUGUUAAGUACAUUAUAUGCCGCAGGGACAGUAACAUUAGCGGUAUCUUCGCGCACCAGCACGCUUAACAACUGGUGACAACAACAAAAACCAACAAACUGCGAACUUAGCGCUAGCUGAAAGAAGAAGAAGAAGCUAACCACAGUAGACCAUCUUGGCGCGAUUUUGAUGAAGAGCAUUAAUUAACUUACAUUAUCAACGACAUGGACUGCAGCACAGCUGACGUGGCCAGCGAUCUGGUACACGACUCCCCAGGGAAGAGCGGCUCCUGCUCUGAUGAUGACGAGGUGCCUCUAUCGAAGCUCGUUAAGAAGCCACGCAGGGAGGCGAAACAGUCACGUGGAAAUGGGCACAGAUCCAGCACUAUUUCAUCAAAGGACAAAAGUGGUUCGGAUGUCUCUUCAGAUGACGAGCCUCUGAUAAAAAAGAAAACAGCCUCUGCUGCACCAGCUAAGAAACAAGAGAAAAAAGGCAACAAGUCAAUCAGAUCUAAUGGCACAAAUGACAAGAAAGCAGAUAUGAACUCAGAUGAUAGCUCUGACAAUGAGCCGCUUAUAAAAAAUGCCAAAAAGUCCCCUAAAGCUGCAAAGAAGCCUUCCUCAGGGCCUCCAAAAAAAUCUGUGGAUUCAAAGAAGAAAGAAUCCCUGGAUGACAAUAACAGCUCGGACGACGAGCCUUUGAGCGAACUGUGCAAGAAAAUUUACCCGAAGCGAAAGGCCUCUGGGAUUCCGCCUAGAAAAGCGACGCCAGUAAUAAAAUCCAAAAGGAACGCAGGGAGGGAAAAGGUUAAAUAUGCAGAGUCUUCCAGUGAGGAGUCCGAUGAUGAACCACUGGCAACAUUGGUGAAAAAGAAGUCGCAAGCUCCUAAAGAGCAAAAAACUUCAGCAAACAGAGAGAAAAUAAAACCUAAAGGCAAAUCAAGAAAAGACCUUUCGUCCUCAGACAGCAGCUCAGAUGACGACAACGACGAUAACGACGACGACGACGACGCCAGCGACGACGACGUACCCUUGGUGAAGCUCAUUGCCAAGAAGAAGAAACCAGAGAAGGAAAACACAAAGAAGGCAACUGCGUCGCCAGGCAGAGCGUCGAGAAAGAGACGAGGACUCUCUGACGAAAGUUCAGAUGACGAACCCUUGAUUAAUAUUGUGAAAAAGAAACGCACAGACAAACGAACGCAAAACAAACCGAAGGCUUCACCUUCAAAGAAGAAAAACACAACUCCCAAAAAGUCAAGAAAGACGCCUGAGUCAGUGUCGUCAAGCAACAGCUCAGACGAUGAGCCCUUAACCAAGGCAGCCAAACACCCACAAGUGACCAAAAUCCUGAACAUAAUACUAGAGAGGUGUGAUGGUGAAGAAGCUGGGGACGCAGGGAGCCUGGACAAAACCAGUAAAGAAACACAGAUUGAUGAGAAGACGAGGGAGGAGUCGGAGGAAUCACCAGAAGAAGAAUAGGCAGUAAAAAUUUAAGCUGGAAAGGAAAGUUGAAAGCACCUAGUGGCUACAAGUUUAAAGGACUUCCUGAAGUUUAAAUCCCUUGGAGAGGCACCUCCUAAAAAAAGAAAAAAAAAAAUUACACUUAGUGUUCAUGUUAAGUGUCUUUUAUAUACAGUGCAUACAUGUUAAUUUAAGGUGAUGAUAUUUUUACUAUCGUUUUUAAGUUUGGGACCAGAUUUUGUAGUUUCCCAAAAGAUUUUAUGCACAGUCUUUGAUGUUAUUUCACUAUUUGUGCCUAUUGUUUGCAUUGUCGGUCUUCUCUGGCUUUAAUAUUUUUUUUGAAAACAAAAAAUAAUUUAACGCUCAUUGAUAUUAAGUUACAUCUCUGCUUUCAUAUGAACUGUACUCUCAGCAUGCCCCAGGGAAAAUCUGUUGUGUUGGAUUAAACUGCUUUCA